Mesorhabditis spiculigera is the source of this 1305-nucleotide messenger RNA. The record is from the annotation of a GenBank genome assembly. NCBI's taxonomy places the organism in Eukaryota, Metazoa, Nematoda, Chromadorea, Rhabditida, Rhabditidae.
AUGGCGUCCAAACCGACAGGCGGUUGGAUCUGCAACUUGUCGACUGGCAACUUGUUUGCGCUGCACGAGAAGCCGGGCGCCGAGGAGCGUGAGAUCUUUUCGAUCAUGGAGUGCUGCUACGAGAAUGGGCGCAGCUACGAGCAGUUCACGCCGGCAGACGCGCCCGCCAUCGAGUUCGACUAUUCGUUUGCGCUGCACCGCCGGCAGCUCGAUGAUGUGCUGAAAGAUGGGAAAACGGUGACGCUGAACCCGAUGUACCUCUACCACGAGCACGUGUGGUGGUGCUACGGAUGCAAGGUGUCGAUGGCCGACGAUGGGAUGGUCCGCAUGGAUCUGUUCAGCAUUGGAGCCAAAGCUUUCCCACGCGCCGUGCAACCCGGCGAGAUGACGCUCAACGCGCCCGGCAAGCAAAAAGCCCCGCCGACCGUCAGCCGGAAAAUCAGCAUCGCGCACCAGGAGCAUGAUGAGGGUAUCGUGCUCAGCUCCGAGGAUCUGCAGACGAUUUUCGGCGACUUGAAGGUGUUGCGCAUUGGCUGCAAGAUUGUCGUGCCGCGCAGCUACUUUGACGCAAAGGCGCUCCUACACGCUCCCUUGGUGCAGCCUCUCCCCUCGGCCGACUGGUUGCCGGCGAUGCUGAAGGGCGAACGAGUGGCUGGGAGUGAUGUGGUGUUGACGUGCGGCGAGGGCCGGCGCAGUGACUACCACGUCCACCGGGCCGUCCUCGAGAAUUCGACCCACGUGCUGAAGACGAUCCUCGACAACAACAGUGCGUAUCCCGGGUGCCCGAUUCUCGUCCUGUCGCACGAGGCUCGCCUCAUCAUCCCCACGUUUAACGAGGAGGACAUGGCCGUGCUGCUCACCUACCUCUACAAGAAGGACGUCAUCCUGCCCAACAACACUCGCUUUGGCAUCGUGGGCCGGCUGGUGAUGUCGCUGUUUGAAACCAACGUUCUCCUGAACUUCUUGACCGGCUGGGAACGGAUUAUGGUCGAGGAUUUGCUGAGCAUGGACCCAUCCACCACCCCGGUCGACAAGUUCACCCGCUGCUUCGAGCACCUGAUCGCCAUCUUUACCGCCCCCUGUGGUGCAUUUCCGGUCGCCAAGCGCGUCGCCAUCUCCAUGGCCGGUGAUCUGUUGCACAUGGCCAGCACGACGCCCGAUCGGCCGCAUAGCCAGGGCAUCAGGGACGAGUUGACACGCUUCGCCGAGGAACAGCCGCAUCACACGUCGAAAAUCAUGCCCUGCAUGGAAAAGUUCAUGCAGUUCGUGUGGGUCGUGGAGAAGGUCGGCGUCGAGGCAUCGGAA